AUGAAUAGUCAAAGAAUGACAGAUUGGUUUCAAAAUAAAGUAGUUUUCAUAAAAAAUUAUACUAUUGAUCAAAAACAAAGUAUAUCAUCUGACAAAUCUCAAAUAAAUUUAAUAAAAGAAAUCUUUCUUGUUGUUGAUGAUGAUGAAAUGAAACAAGAAGAAAUAAUUAUUUUAUUUAAUUCUGAUUAUUUUUUUUCUAAAAAUAUAACUAUUAUCUUUUUAUUUCUAGCUGAACAAUUAAAUUAUUUAAUAAAUCAACUAAUUAUUAUCUCAGAAGAAAUUCGAAAGAAUCGAUUGUUACGUUGUGAAUAUAUUAAAGAAUUUAAAGAAAAAAUUAACAAUCCAAGUGAAAUGAAAAGAAAAUAUGAUAUGAACGAAGUACUCGAUCGAAUUUAUAAUUAUUGCAAACACAUAAAUAUGAAGAAAAAACAAAGAAAAGAAUUGAAAGCAAUUAUUACUCUUAUUCGACAUCCUGCUCAUAAAAUAUAUUGCCAAAUUGAAAAUGAAAUAUGUUCAAGUAUUUGGACUUUUCUUGAUGCAUCAGAAUCAACUAAUUCGAAUAUUAAUGAUCCACAACGAAUCCCUAUCGUUAAACAAUACAUAAAAAUAGGUACAAAUUUAAUUGAUAAAAUCCUAUCAGAUUUUUGUUGUAUCGGUGAUCAAUGUAUAAUUAUGCCAAAUCGAACAUAUGUUCAAAUUAAAAGAAUUUAUUAUAAUAAUCCUCAAACUGAUUUUUGUAUUUGUGGUCAAUAUGUUCAAGUUAAAUUAACAAAUGUUAAACAAAAUAUCUCACCUGGAUUUAUUUUAUGUAAUGCUGAAAAUAAAACACAUGGAAUAAGUCGAGUUUUUGAUGCACAAGUUGCUAAAAUUCAUUGUAUAUCAAUUAUAUGUCCAGGUUUUUUGACUGUUCUUCACAUUCAUUCAGCUAUUACUGAACCAAAUCAACUAGUGAAAGGAAGAUUUGAAUUAUUACAACGUAAUCAUGUUAUAUGGAUCGAAGGAUUUAAAGAUUGUCAUCAAUUUGUUAAAUUCACACUUCGUUAUGAUGGUGAAACUGUUGCUGUUGGAAACAUUCUACAAAUCAUUGAAUGA
This is a messenger RNA of Rotaria sp. Silwood1, 1092 nucleotides long. The record is from the annotation of a GenBank genome assembly. NCBI's taxonomy places the organism in Eukaryota, Metazoa, Rotifera, Eurotatoria, Philodinida, Philodinidae.